GGUUGUUGGGGGACUUUUAUUCUGCCCUGGACGCUGGUUCCGCUCAUAUGGCUGAAGAUGGCGAGCGGAUCGGGGCCCGUUUCUGCUCUCUGGACCGAAAUCAACCGCUGCGGACAGAACGGCGACUUUACUAGAGCCCUGAAAGCUGUCAACAAAAUUCUUCAUGAAAAUAAGGAUGAUGUUACUGCCCUGCGCUGUAAAAUCGUCUGUCUGAUCCAGAAUGGAGGUUUUAAAGAAGCCCUGGGUGUCAUAAACACUCACACCAAAUCACUGAGCAGUGACUUGAUCGGGUUUGAGAAGGCCUACUGCGAAUACCGUCUGAACAGGGUGGAGAACGCUUUGAAAACUAUCCAGGGAAUCCCAGAGCAAACAGACAAACUCAAAGAGCUCUACGGCCAAGUGCUGUACAGACUAGAGCGGUACGACGAGUGUGAGGCCGUCUAUAAAGACCUGAUCAGAAACUCUCAGGACGAGUAUGAAGAGGAGAGGAAGACAAAUCUGUCAGCUGUGUUGGCGGCACAGAGCACCUGGGAGAAUGCACAGCCGGAGGAUCUGGGUUUACCGGAGAGCUCAUAUGAGCUGUGCUACAAUGCUGCCUGCUGCCUGAUUGGUCAAGGGCAGCUCAGCCAGGCCAUGCAGAAACUGCAGAAGGCUGAAGAGUUGUGCAGGAAGUCUUUGGCCGAGGACUCUGAUGUGACGGAAGAGGACGUUGAGUCUGAACUGGCCAUCAUUCACUCUCAGAUGGCUUAUGUGAUGCAGCUACAGGGAAGAACCGAAGACGCCCUUCAACUCUACAAUCAAGUCAUUAAACUCAAGCCGUCUGAUGUGGGUCUGCUGGCUGUGACUGCUAAUAACAUCAUCACCAUUAACAAGGACCAAAAUGUGUUUGACUCCAAGAAAAAGGUGAAACUGACCAAUGCUGAGGGGGUCGAGCACAAACUGGCCAAAAAACAGUUGCAGGCCAUUGAGAUCAACAAAGCCCUGUUGGCCAUGUACACUAACCAGGCUGAUCAGUGCAAUAAGCUGUCUGCGGGCCUGCAGGCCCAGAAUCCCGGUCACCCCAGACCCGUUCUGAUCCAGGUGGCCCAGCUCUGCCGAGAAAAACAGCACAACAAAGCCAUAGAGCUCUUACAGCGGUUUUCAGAUCAGCAUCCUGAGAGCGCAUCUGGAAUCAAACUUACCAUGGCACAACUCUAUGUGACGCAAGGUCAUGUGACUAAAGCCUGUGACAUCCUGAAGUCCAUAGAAGAAUUUAAAUACAAACCAGGAAUGAUUUCAGCUCUGGUCACGAUGUACACGCAUGAAGAAGACAUAGACAGUGCAAUUGAUGUAUUCUCUCAAGCGAUCCAGUAUUACCAGUCAGAGCAGCCGGGGUCUGCUAUCCACCUCUCUCUGGUGCGGGAGGCUGCCAACUACAAGCUGAAAUAUGGCCGUAAGAAAGAGGCCACCAGUGACCUUGAGCAGCUGUGGAAACAGAACACAAAUGAUGUCCGUACGCUCGCCCAGCUCAUCUCUGCAUACUCGCUCGUGGAUCAGGACAAGGCCAAAGCUCUGAGUAAGCACCUUCCUUCCCCGGACACCAUGUCCUUUAAUGUGGAUGUUGAUGAACUGGAGAACUCGCACGGAGCCACGUAUAUCAAGAAGAAACCUGCCAAAGUCGUGGGCGAAAGCCAGCCUAAAGAACAGGGUCCAGAGGAUGUUAAAAAGAAGAAGAAAAAGAAGAAAGGUAAAUUGCCCAAGAACUACGACCCCAAAUCGACCCCUGACCAGGAGCGCUGGUUGCCGAUGCGAGAGCGCUCGUACUACCGCGGCAAGAAGAAGGGCAAGAAGAAGGAGCAGGUUGGCCGCGGCACACAGGGCACGACCUCUGGAGCUUCUGCCGAGCUUGACGCCAGUAAAACUGCCAGCAGUCCGCCCACCUCCCCUCGACCCGGCUCAGGAACCGGCAGCGUCGCGAGCAACGCGGUGCCUCCGCGACAACAGAAACCCGCUGCGCCCGCAGCUGCUCGUAAAAAGGCUCCGCAGAAGAAGAAGAAAGGAGGGAAGGGAUGGUAGAGAGAGAGACACAAACCAUUUGAUCUUGCUUUUGUCUCGCUCCAUUUGAUUGUUGGUUUUGAAACGCUGAGAACAGUUGUAAUAUUGACGAUGCACCCGCUCCAGGGGCCUGGAGGAUGAAUUGUUUUAGUCAUUAAAUUGUGAAGGACGAAGGAAAAGGAUUGUGAUUUGAGCGACAAUGUCGAGUGGAAUAAACAGGAUUCGGUUAAGGAGCCCAUCAUUUGUCAAUUCAUUUUUUUUUAACCAUCCAGUUCAUUGUGUACAUGCAUUACUAUCAAUGUUUAAGAGACUAGGGCAUUUUUCAUUUCAUUUUUAUUCUGGACCUGGAUGAUUUUUCUGUUCAUCUUUUGUCCUUGCUUGGUACAUGAAUGCCUAAUAAAGCAACUUUGUGUCACAAUA
Messenger RNA from Megalobrama amblycephala (Wuchang bream), 2454 nucleotides. RefSeq names its product signal recognition particle 72 (gene srp72). Gene Ontology annotation, biological process: SRP-dependent cotranslational protein targeting to membrane. Gene Ontology annotation, molecular function: 7S RNA binding; protein binding; ribosome binding. Gene Ontology annotation, cellular component: signal recognition particle, endoplasmic reticulum targeting. Bases 58 to 2055 code for a protein of 665 amino acids. The transcript is spliced from 18 exons. Lineage: Eukaryota; Metazoa; Chordata; Actinopteri; Cypriniformes; Xenocyprididae. The record is from RefSeq and is a predicted model, not a curated record.